Molecule: messenger RNA, 303 nt
Organism: Dibothriocephalus latus
Lineage: Eukaryota; Metazoa; Platyhelminthes; Cestoda; Diphyllobothriidea; Diphyllobothriidae
Source: the annotation of a GenBank genome assembly
AUGGAUUUGAGAUGCGCUGAAAAUCUACUUCUGGAUGACUCUAUGAAUAUCAAGAUUGCCGACUUUGGCUUCUCGAACAAUUAUUCCUCCGCCCGGAAGCUGGAUACCUUCUGUGGCAGUCCCCCCUACGCUGCACCCGAACUCUUUCUCGGCCGCAAGUACGACGGUCCCGAGGUGGACGUCUGGUCGCUGGGCGUUAUCCUCUACACCCUCGUCAGUGGCUCCCUCCCCUUCGACGGCAAAAAUCUCAAGGUCAGUGCGUUUGCCUAUCCUGGAGUGGGAGCGGGGAUGGGCGAGGCCUAA